CCGGCUGCUAGAGACAGAAACAAGUCAGUCGGAGUAGUCGUCUGGACUCACAAUCUUAAAAUGCUUGCGCUGAUAAACAGGCUUUUGGACUGGUUCAAGUCCCUAUUUUGGAAGGAAGAGAUGGAGCUAACCCUGGUGGGACUCCAAUAUUCUGGGAAAACCACCUUCGUUAACGUGAUAGCAUCUGGCCAGUUCAGUGAGGACAUGAUCCCAACAGUUGGCUUCAACAUGAGAAAAGUCACAAAAGGCAAUGUCACAAUUAAGAUCUGGGACAUAGGAGGGCAGCCGCGGUUCAGGAGUAUGUGGGAGCGCUACUGCCGAGGUGUCAAUGCCAUCGUAUACAUGGUGGAUGCAGCAGAUCGUGACAAAGUGGAGGCCUCCAGAAACGAACUGCAUAAUCUUUUAGACAAGCCACAAUUACAAGGAAUUCCUAUACUGGUGCUUGGCAACAAGAGAGAUCUUCCCAGUGCUUUGGAUGAGAAGCAGCUUAUUGAAAAAAUGAAUUUAGCAGCCAUCCAGGACAGGGAGAUCUGCUGCUACUCCAUUUCCUGCAAAGAAAAGGACAAUAUAGAUAUCACUCUGCAGUGGCUUAUACAGCACUCCAAAUCCCGGAGAAGCUGAAAGGCGAAGCCCUCCAGCCCAGUCAUGUCUGUUUCAGCCCCCAUCCCGCUCACUCUGUGAUGGUGUACAGUAGCCCUUCCUCUUCCCUGUUCAUUCUACACGCACAUCCCCUGGUCCACUCUGCGCACUGCUAAAGAUGUGUUAGCCAUCAGCCCGCAGUUUACAGUCUGAGUGUUGUCAUGAAUACUUCUGCAGGAGAAACAUUCUGAGCUGAGGGACACCUGACUCCAGCACCAACGCCUUUCACACAAAAAAACGCCAAAAUGAUGGUGUAUUUUUUGUUGUCUGUUUGUAUGUUUUUAAAAUCCCUGUGAGUCGUGGAGCAGGUGUCAGAUAAGGUGACCUCUUUGAGGCACACUGUCUUGUCACCUGCUGCUGUAUCCUGGACAUUAGAGAGGGGGUUGGCAGUCGAUACUGUUGUACUUGGGGUAAUGUAGUGGGAUUCCACAUCAUUCUGCCCUUAUUUCUUGCUCGUGUGUAUGCGUGAAUGUGUGUGUGUAUGUUCUGCUAUUUUGAAAUUGUUCUUUGUUUUAUAUACUUUUUUUUUUUGGCAACUUUCUUUGUGACAUUAUCCCUCGAGCUUAAAACUCGAACAAAAGGUCAUUGGUAUUUGGAAAUAUCAAGCUGUUAAUUUUCACUGAAUUGAGUGUAUAUAUUUGAGUUUGAAUGUAACAGGUUCAGCUGUACUGAGUGAAGAGGUCUCAGAGCAUUAGUUUUGUUGGUAAUUUGCUUAUGGGGGGAUGAAGUCUCCAGUGCUGUUCGUGAACCAGUGAGGGCUGCAGAACUCAAGUGCCUUCUGCAAAAUCUCUCAUGUUGGAUAUAUAUAUGAAAGAUCACUCAUAUACUCUCAAAAAAUAAAAAGGCAUGCUUUUUAAUUUA
Conger conger (European conger) is the source of this 1500-nucleotide messenger RNA. RefSeq names its product ADP-ribosylation factor-like 8Ba (gene arl8ba). The record is from RefSeq and is a predicted model, not a curated record. Gene Ontology annotation, biological process: anterograde axonal transport; protein transport. Gene Ontology annotation, cellular component: lysosomal membrane. Bases 61 to 621 code for a protein of 186 amino acids. The transcript is spliced from 7 exons. NCBI's taxonomy places the organism in Eukaryota, Metazoa, Chordata, Actinopteri, Anguilliformes, Congridae. Gene Ontology annotation, molecular function: GTPase activity; GTP binding.